Fusarium graminearum PH-1 is the source of this 5715-nucleotide messenger RNA. RefSeq lists its product as uncharacterized. Gene Ontology annotation, molecular function: ATP binding; ATP-dependent chromatin remodeler activity; histone binding. Bases 1 to 5715 code for a protein of 1904 amino acids. The transcript has 4 exons. Gene Ontology annotation, cellular component: nucleus; Ino80 complex. The record is from RefSeq and is a predicted model, not a curated record. Gene Ontology annotation, biological process: DNA-templated transcription; chromatin remodeling; DNA repair. NCBI's taxonomy places the organism in Eukaryota, Fungi, Ascomycota, Sordariomycetes, Hypocreales, Nectriaceae.
AUGGAUCAGAACGGCUAUAACUCCUCGGCGCUGCAGCGGCCACCGCGUAGAGGGGACGAAGGAUGUGAAGAGGACCGAGACUCUCGCCCUCAUCACCACCAUCGUCACCAUCACCAUCAUCAUCACCACCGUCGCGACGGCGAUUUACCUGCAGGAGCUGUAGCUGGAGAAGCGGCGACAGCCUCAUCGAAUGCAGGCGGCGCGAAUGCGCAUCAGCACUCCACCUUUAGCCUGCGCUCACCCAAACCUGAGUACCGCCCACCUCCAUUCUCUUCUCCCAACGGUCAUAAUCAUAGUCACCACAACACCAGCACCUCAAGUGCCAACCAUUCCCUUCAAUCCCCGCCUCGCCCGGCGUUGCCCAAUCCUUACAUGUCAUCGUCCACGGGCGCACCCGGCGGACCCGUCGCUCCUGCUCUGCCACCUCCUGUAGGAAUUAAUUCAUCUUCAUCACCUGGGUCUUCGGCUGCUGGACUUCAUCAGCGUCAUCACCAACCUGGAGCACCAGCCCAUCAGCAUCGAGCUGCUCCUCCACCGGUAUCGCCGCUGCACCCUCCUGUUGCAUACUACCCUCCCGGGACGAACACGGAUAUUUAUAUACCUCCUCCCGAGCCCAAACCUGCAUCGCGAGGUUUUUACGACCCUACAACUGAUACAACAAAGGAACGUCGAAUUUCUGACGCGGCGACGCCUGGAGCCUCCUGGCACAACGCCAACGCCAACGCGCCCCCGGCUGGCACUCCGAAGACCCGCGAUCCAUACAGCUAUUCGCAAACUGCAGACCAACACACUCCUUCGUAUUACAACGGCGGCUCCUAUACAUCGCCCCGAGGUCCAUCGUAUAAUCGCCCGCGGAGCCCUCUAUCACACUCGCAUCAGAACCCUCCAGCUGGAUCGCUCAGCCCUCCGGGGCAACAACCUUUGUUGGCUUCUCCGAGUGUGAGACAUGGUACUACAGCCAACAUGAACCCAACUACUAAUGGCGCUUCUGCUAUCCCGCCUUUCAAGUCGGAUCUCGCGGCUCCAUCACCUCCCAAGCCCGCGCCUUCAUCAACGACCUCAAGGGCGAACCCUAUGUCUUUUGACAGUAUUCUCUCCAGCUCUGAGCCCGCCCCAAAGCCCAAGGAACCUUCUCCCAUAAUUGCUCGAGAACCAGAGAUCAAGGAAGAGCGAGAGCCUAGACGUGAUCGCGAAUCGAAACGCGACUCACGGGAACCCAAGCAGACAAAACGCUCCCUAGAGCCCGAACUGGAUCACGAUACCGAAGUUGAAAAGGAUGUCGAGACCGAGCCUGAACCACUUCCCAGCAGGGAAAAGGAAAAGGAGCCCGCUCCUAAGAAGCGAGGAGCCCGAAAGUCAACCAAAGGUCGCGCUUCUGAUAUCAGAGAUGCCGCAACACCGAAGAACGGUCGCAGACUGUCAGUCAAGAAAGAGUCGCCAACACCUCGUCUGCCGGCUAAGCGACAGGCGAAUGGCCAACCCAAGCCAAAGACCUGGUCAGCAGAGAUGGAGAAGAAGAUCCAGAAUGCCGAAUCAGACAUCGAAAACAGAGCCGCGAACUUGGACGCCGAUGAAUUCGACGAACAGCAAUACAAGGAGCGAGCCCAGAAGCGACGACGCGUGAUGAGCGAACUUGAUGUCGAAUAUGGCCUUUCGCGACGCGAUGCACUUGCAAACACCAUUAGUAAGAAGCUGGUGCUUCACGCCGAACUUGGUAAGCGACGGUACGAUGAUGUUUUCUACGACGAAGCGCUUCACGAGGUGCGCGAACAAGAAGUCUAUGCCGAAAAGGAACGCAAGAAGGACAUGCAGCGCAAGCGACGUCGUGAAAAGUCAAUGGCGGUUACGAUGGAGCAAAAGGAAGCAGCUCUUGCUCGUGCCGAAGCUGCUGAAGACGAGACGGAGCGUCAAAAGCAUCUCCGAGAUGCCGAGCGUGCCAGUAAAAAGGCGCAGCAAACGAAGCUCAUUUUACAGAAGGGCAUCAAGGGGCCCGCUCGUAAUCUCGAAAUUAAUUUAGAGGGUGGUACCAUGUCUUCAUUCCAAGCUUCCGACGUUGAAUCUGGGGAGGCAGGUACACCAUCAGGCAAGCGUAAGGGUAAAGGCCGCAGUGGACCUCGUCUUAAGAAAUCGAAAGAGCAGAAGCAAGCCGAGAAAGAUUCUGCAGAAGCUGCGCAGGCCGCCUUGGAUGCCGGAGAGGAGCUACCUACCAAAGAAGAGAACCGCGUUCGCAUCAAGAUCAAGAAAACCAAGAAGGAUGUUGCUGUCGACAGCGAAAAGGACAAGGACGAAGCCGAAAAGACCGAAGAAGAGGUUGUCGAGAAGAAGACCAAGAAAAGCAAGGACAAGGACAAGGAAAAGGUCGACGACAUCCCCGACAACGAAAAACGAUUCAUGUCCAAGGGUUACAACCAAAUUUAUGAUCAGAUUUGGCGUGACAUGGCCCGUAAAGAUGUCAACAAGACCUUUAAGCUUGCUGUGGAUUCUUAUGCCACCAAGGCCUCGAAUCUGAAGAAGACAGCCAUUUUGGCAUCGAAAGAGGCCAAGCGAUGGCAACUGCGAACAAACAAAGGCACCAAGGAUCUCCAAGCUCGCGCAAAACGUGUCAUGCGUGACAUGAUGGGCUUCUGGAAGCGCAACGAAAGAGAGGAACGAGACUUGCGCAAAGCUGCCGAAAAGCAGGAGAUCGAAAACGCUCGCAAAGAAGAAGCCGACCGCGAAGCCGCUCGUCAAAAGAGAAAGCUUAACUUCCUUAUCUCUCAGACUGAGCUAUACUCCCACUUUAUCGGCAAGAAGAUCAAGACCGACGAGGUGGAACGAAGUACGGAUAAUCCCGAGAUCGCCAAGGAUGCCCACCAAACCGACCAGAAGAUGCUUGACAUCGAUGAGCCUACUGGCCCGGUUAUCGGCAAGGUCACCAACUUUGAGAAUCUCGAUUUCGAAGAAGGCAGUGACGAGGCCCUUCGUGCCGCUGCCAUGGCCAACGCUCAGAAUGCCAUUGCAGAAGCCCAGAAGAAGGCCCGCGACUUCAACAACCAAGGCUUGGACAUGGACGACGAGGGCGAGAUGAACUUCCAGAACCCUACAGGUCUUGGCGAUGUUGAGAUCGAACAGCCCAAGCUUAUCAAUGCCCAACUCAAGGAAUACCAGCUCAAGGGUCUCAACUGGCUUGUCAACUUAUACGAGCAGGGCAUCAACGGUAUUUUGGCAGACGAAAUGGGUCUCGGAAAGACUGUCCAGUCCAUUUCCGUCAUGGCUUACCUUGCCGAGAAGCACGAUAUUUGGGGACCCUUCCUCGUUGUUGCGCCUGCUUCGACACUCCACAACUGGCAACAGGAGAUCGCCAAGUUUGUUCCUGAAUUCAAGAUUCUCCCCUACUGGGGAGGCGCGAGCGACCGAAAGGUUCUUCGAAAGUUCUGGGAUCGCAAGCACACUACAUACCGAAAGGAUGCGCCUUUCCACGUGUGUGUCACCUCGUACCAGUUGGUUGUCUCUGAUGUGGCAUACUUCCAAAAGAUGAGAUGGCAGUACAUGAUCCUGGAUGAAGCCCAGGCCAUCAAGAGCUCACAGAGUUCGCGAUGGAAAGCACUUCUCAACUUCCACUGCCGAAACAGAUUGCUUCUCACAGGAACACCCAUCCAGAACAACAUGCAGGAACUUUGGGCCCUGCUUCAUUUCAUCAUGCCGUCACUUUUCGAUUCUCACGACGAGUUCAGUGAAUGGUUCUCGAAGGAUAUUGAGUCACACGCACAGAGUAAUACCAAGCUCAACGAAGAUCAGCUGAAGCGUCUCCACAUGAUUCUCAAGCCCUUCAUGCUGCGGCGUGUCAAGAAGCACGUGCAGAAGGAACUCGGUGACAAGAUCGAGCUUGACAUUUUCUGUGAUCUCACCUACCGACAGCGUGCCUACUACAGCAACCUACGAAACCAGAUCAACAUUAUGGAUCUCGUUGAGAAGGCCACAAUGGGUGACGACCAAGAUUCUGGUACACUCAUGAACUUGGUUAUGCAGUUCCGAAAGGUCUGUAACCAUCCUGAUUUGUUUGAACGCGCUGAGGUCAACUCCCCAUUCGCUUGCGCCUACUUUGCCGAGACUGCGUCGUUCGUUCGCGAGGGCAACGACGUUGCUGUUGGUUAUUCAAGCCGAAAUCUGAUCGAGUACGAGCUUCCUCGUCUUGUUUGGAGGGACGGAGGUCGAGUUCACAAGGCAGGCCCAGACAGUCAGGUUGCAGGCUGGAAGAACCGAACACUGAACCAUCUGAUGAAUAUAUGGAGCCCAGACAAUAUCCGAGACAGCAGUGACGGGUCAAAGGCAUUCUCAUGGCUCAGGUUCGCGGAUACAUCUCCCAACGAAGCGUACCAGGCCACCCACCAAAGCCUGAUCGCCCGGGCAGCCAAGGAGCUUCAGAAACGUGACAGACUUGGGUACAUGAACGUGGCUUACAGUGAUACCGAGGAUGCAAAUUUUACUCCCGCCCAUGCUCUGUUCCAGAUUCGUCCCCGACAGAACCGAAAGCCUCUCGCAGAUAUCACCAAUGAAGGUAUCCUGAGCCGCCUCAUGAACGUUGCUCAAGGAGAUUAUGAUGAGUCUGGCCUCGGUCGUCUGGAACCUGCUGGCAGACCCCGAGCGUCGGCACCUCCUAUCCAGGUGUCUUGCCGCAGCUGGGCUAGUGAGUUUGAACGCAGUGAAGUUUUGUUCAACGCUCCAAUCCGCAAGAUUCUCUAUGGUCCCACAGUCUUUGAGGAGAAGGCUUUGGUCGAGAAGAAGCUUCCCAUGGAGCUGUGGCCCACCCGACAAAUGCUUCCUAAGCCUGAUCACGAAAAGAAGGGCUUCACCAACAUUAGUAUUCCUUCCAUGCAACGUUUUGUCACUGACAGUGGCAAGCUGGCUAAGCUCGAUGACCUGCUGUUCAAGCUCAAGAGUGAGGGUCACCGUGUCCUGCUGUACUUCCAGAUGACUCGCAUGAUUGACAUGAUGGAGGAAUACUUGACAUACCGCAACUACAAGUAUUGUCGACUUGAUGGUUCGACCAAGCUCGAAGAUCGACGUGAUACGGUCCACGAUUUCCAAACUCGUCCCGAAAUCUUCAUCUUCCUUCUCUCUACUCGUGCUGGUGGUCUUGGUAUCAAUCUUACAACUGCUGACACUGUCAUCUUUUAUGACUCGGAUUGGAACCCGACCAUUGAUUCACAGGCUAUGGAUCGAGCCCAUCGUCUUGGUCAGACCAAGCAAGUCACAGUGUAUCGCCUUAUCACCCGUGGCACGAUUGAAGAGCGUAUCCGAAAGCGUGCCAUGCAGAAGGAGGAAGUCCAGCGUGUCGUCAUCCAAGGUGGUGGCGCAAGCGUGGACUUCUCUGGUCGCCGUGCUCCUGAGAACCGCAACCGCGAUAUCGCUAUGUGGUUGGCCGAUGAUGAGCAGGCCGAGAUGAUCGAACGCCGCGAGAAGGAGCUUCUCGAGUCAGGCGAGUUGGAGAAGCAGCAAAAGAAGAAAGGUGGCAAGCGACGCAAGGCUGAAAACUCUGCCAGCUUGGACGAGAUGUACCAUGAAGGUGAGGGUAAUUUCGAUGAUGGUUCAAAGGGUGUCUCUGGUACAGCCACACCAGCUACGGCGGCCACUCCUGCCGAUAGUGACAGCAAAGGCAAGAAAGGUCGCAAGGGAACAAAGCGAGCUAAGACAGCAAAGCAAAGGCUGGCAAUCGCGGACGGCAUGAUGGAAUGA